AUGUUCAAAGAUACUGAUGAUUGGGUAAAGAAAUGUGAUAUAUACCAACAAUUCAAAGGGAAAGUACAGCUUGCUGCCCUACCAUUAAAACUAGUGAUCAUUGAAGAGCCUUUCCAACAGUGGGGUUUGGAUUUCAUUGGUCUUAUUCAUCCUCACUCCAGUGCAAAUCACACUCAUAUCUUGUUAGAUACAAAUUAUUUUACUAAGUGGGUUGAAGUAGUCCUAGUAAAGCAAACAUCAUCAGAGGUGGUCUGUGACUUUAUUAAGCAAAACAUCUUAGUAAGAUAUGGAGUCCUGCAUAACAUUGUCACUGAUAAUGCUACCAAUUUCUCUUCAAAUGAAAUAUCAACUUUUUGUUAUAAAUAUGAAGUCAUUCUCUCUCAUGCAUUUGACUAUUACCCUCAGGGAAAAGGUCAAGCUAAAGCCAACAAUAAGAAUAUUAUUACUAUUCUUUGGAAGCUAGUUGAUGAAAAUCAAAGAACAUGGCAUAAACAUUUGUAUGAGGCAUUAUGGGCUGACAUCACCACAAAGAAGAGAGCUAUCAGGUUAUCUCCUUUUGAAAUAGUUUAUGGAACAGAAGCAAAGCUGCCUAUCCCUUUAGAGUUAGCUUUUCUCAAAUUGCAGGAAGUUUUAGAGAAUUAUGAAUUCAAAGAUGCAUUAGAAAAGCGAGUGUUGUAUUUGACCAAGAUGGAGCAUCAAAGAGAGGUCGUGGUCGAUAGAAUUAGAGACCACUAA
Molecule: messenger RNA, 735 nt
Organism: Cryptomeria japonica (Japanese cedar)
Lineage: Eukaryota; Viridiplantae; Streptophyta; Pinopsida; Cupressales; Cupressaceae
Exons: 1
Coding region: 1-735 (244 amino acids)
Biological process (GO): DNA integration
Molecular function (GO): nucleic acid binding
Source: RefSeq, a predicted model, not a curated record